AUCCCUGCUUUUUAGGUUAUGUGUUCUUGUUUUUCCUUCAUUCCACGUGCAGUAAAAAAUAUACAAUUCUAUCAAUAGUGUAAUUUUAAGCUUAAAUAUGGAUAUAGUGAAUGAAAUUCUCGAGAGAGAACAACAGGAACAGGCCAAGUACAAGCCAAUCACAGUGGAAAAGUUGCUGGAAGUACAAAAUGAUCUUGGAUUGCUUCUCUGCACGGACGUCAAUGAUUUGGAGGAGGAGAAGCUGAAGUCAGACUGUGAUGAUUACCUGCUGAAUUUGACUAGAGACAAUGUCCAGCUCCUGCUCAAUGAUCUGUGGCAGCAACCUACGGAAACAGUUGAGGAAUCUGUUCUGGCACAAUUACCAGCCCCAAAUCACAAACUCCCACGCGAGAGGAAGAUUCCUGAACCAAAACCCCUGACCAAAUGGCAAAAGUUUGCCCAGGAGAAGGGAAUAAAGAAACAGCCACGCAUGAAGAAAGUCUACGAUCAGGAGCAAGAGAAAUGGGUUCCUACUUACGGCUACAAACGUGCAGCAGCUGAGAAAGAUCGCGAUUGGGUUCUAGAAGUACCUGGAAAUGCGGAUCCAAUGGAGGAUCAGUUUCAGAAGAAGCAGGAACUCCGGAAGGAGAGAGUUGCUAAAAAUGAGAUUCAGCGGAUGAGAAAUAUUGCAAGGGCGCAGAAAGUUAAAAUACCUCGAAUUGGGAUUCCAAGUUCAGAUGCAGCUUCUUCAAAAGAGCUUUUAACAGCAGCUUCAGUAGCUAAGGCAUCGACAGCUUCUGUUGGGAAGUUCCAGGGCAAAUUGGCCAAGGAUAAGCAGGCACGAGGUUUGGGUGUUAAAGAAUUGAUUCCGGGCGUUAAACGCAAACCAUCGCAUUUGGAGCCGGAGAAGGCGCAGAAUUUGAAUGCGGUGGAGAGUGUACUGAAUAAGAGGCCCAAAUUGGACAUUGAAAAGGCCAUUUCACUCCAGAAACGUGAUGAUCGAGAGAAGCGAGAAGGUGAAGAGGCUGAAGCUACGCCGAGGAAGAGUAAGAAGGGUAAAUCAAAAUUCAAAUCGAAGGGAAUGAAGAAGCCCAAAGGCGGAAAAGGUCAGAGAAAUCCAAAUAAGCGAACACUGGGAAGAAAGAGGCGCUGAAGAUGGCCAAAAGUAAGUUGUCUCUAUUAUCACGUGCUCUGUAUCUUACAAUAUGAAAAUAUAUAUUUUUCACCACGA
Phlebotomus papatasi is the source of this 1210-nucleotide messenger RNA. Its product is annotated as ribosome biogenesis regulatory protein homolog. Gene Ontology annotation, biological process: ribosome biogenesis; ribosomal large subunit export from nucleus; ribosomal large subunit biogenesis. Gene Ontology annotation, cellular component: preribosome, large subunit precursor; nucleolus; nucleus. Gene Ontology annotation, molecular function: protein binding. NCBI's taxonomy places the organism in Eukaryota, Metazoa, Arthropoda, Insecta, Diptera, Psychodidae. The transcript is spliced from 5 exons. Bases 98 to 1132 code for a protein of 344 amino acids. The record is from RefSeq and is a predicted model, not a curated record.